Phycodurus eques (leafy seadragon) is the source of this 6295-nucleotide messenger RNA. RefSeq names its product mannosidase, alpha, class 2B, member 1 (gene man2b1). The record is from RefSeq and is a predicted model, not a curated record. Bases 22 to 2985 code for a protein of 987 amino acids. Gene Ontology annotation, molecular function: carbohydrate binding; alpha-mannosidase activity. The transcript is spliced from 22 exons. Gene Ontology annotation, cellular component: lysosome. NCBI's taxonomy places the organism in Eukaryota, Metazoa, Chordata, Actinopteri, Syngnathiformes, Syngnathidae. Gene Ontology annotation, biological process: mannose metabolic process.
CUUUCACUUUUAUUUCCCAACAUGGCGACAAGCUGCUGGCGGCUUUCACUCGUUUUCCUCCUAAUUGAAACUUUAUUAGGUUUGCCAGUCGAUCGCCACGAAAAACAAGAAGAAAAGUGCGGCUAUCAGUCAUGUCACGCUACCAAGGCCGCCAUGCUGAACGUCCACCUGGUCCCACACACGCACGACGACGUGGGCUGGCUCAAGACCGUGGACCAGUACUUCUACGGAGACCGUAACGGCAUCCAGCACGCCGGCGUGCAGUACAUCCUGGACUCUGUGGUGGACCAGCUCCUGAAGAACCCCGAGCGCAGGUUCAUCUAUGUAGAGACAGCCUUCUUUUACCGAUGGUGGAGCCGCCAGAGCGCCGACACGCAGCGGACGGUCAAGCAGCUGGUCAACCAAGGUCGGCUAGAGUUCGUCAACGGCGGUUGGUGCAUGAGCGACGAGGCCACCACCCACUACAGCGCCGUUAUAGAUCAAAUGACCCUGGGCCUCAGGUUCCUCAACCAGACGUUCGGGUCUUGCGGUCGGCCCCGUGUGGCCUGGCACAUUGACCCGUUUGGACACGCCCGCGAACACGCUUCUAUGUUUGCGCAGAUGGGAUACGACGGCUUUUUCUUCGGGCGAGUGGACUACCAGGACCGGAACCGGCGGAUGUUGGCCAAGGAGCAGGAGCUGCUAUGGAGGGCGUCUGACAGCCUCAGCCCCCCGAUGGCCGACCUUUUCACAGGGAUCCUUCCCAAUGGGUACAACCCCCCUGAGGGCUUCUGCUGGGACCAGUCCUGUGAUGACCCACCCAUCAAGGACGAUCCCGACCUGGAGGACUACAACGUGGAUGACGUAGUGGAACGAUUCCUCAACAUUGCAAAUAGUCAGUCUCUAGUGUACAAGUCCAAUCACAUCAUCAUGACCAUGGGAUCAGACUUCCAGUACGAGAAUGCCAACCUGUGGUACAAGAACCUGGACAAGCUGAUCCAUUACGUCAACGCUCGGCAGUCCAAUGGAAGCAGAGUCAAUGUCCUCUACUCCACGCCCUCUUGUUACCUCCAAGAACUGCACCGGGCCAACCUCUCCUGGGUCCUGAAGACUGAUGACUUCUUCCCAUAUGCGGACGAUGCCCACGACUUCUGGACGGGCUACUUCAGCAGCAGACCGGCGCUAAAACGUUACGAGAGGCUCAGCAACAGCAACCUGCAGACGUGUAAGCAGCUGGAGGUUCUCGGCGGCCGGACUUCUACGAGGGGACUCUUCGGCGAGGGCAACAGUCUCACCUUGAAGAGAGCAAUGGCGGUAGCUCAGCACCACGAUGCCGUGUCAGGCACCGAGAAGCAGCAUGUCGCCAACGACUACGCCAGGAGACUUGCCAAAGGCUGGCAGCAUUGCCAGGUUGUGGUUAGCAACAGUCUUGCGGCUCUGAGCGGCUCAACUGCCAAGCGAGUGUACUGCGACAGCCUCAAUGUCAGCGUGUGUCCUGUAACCGAGUCCAACAAGUUCUCCAUCAACAUCUUCAACCCUCUCGCUCGGCCCGUCUCAUGGCCCAUCAGGCUUCCGGUCAACGGUACAGCGUAUACGGUGUCUGACGCUGAGGGCAAGUCUGUGGACUGCGAGGUGGUUCCAGUUUCCCAGAGCACACGUGACAUGAGGAGGAACCGUGGCUUCGCUGUCAACGAGCUCCUCUUCCAGGCCUGGGCCCCGCCACUGGGCUUCAGGACCUACUCAGUGUCCCUGCUCCAGGAUGGGCCUCCACCGGCCUCCACACACUACCGCACUCCCAAAUCCAUCUGGAACAAGUACCUACGAGUGACCUUUGACCCAGAGACGGGGCUUCUGAGCAGCCUGGAAAACUUGGAGACCAAGCAGAGCAUCAGCCUGACACAGAACUUCUACUGGUACAACGCUAGCGAUGGCAACAACUCAAAGAGCAACCAGCCCUCAGGGGCGUACAUUUUCAGACCUAACUCCUCCACGCCAUUUGUCAUCAGCAAGACGGCCAAGACGGAGAGUAUACGAACGUCGGUGAUGCAGGAGGUGAGGCAGUGGUUCGCACCAUGGGUGUCUCAGGUGGUUCGUCUCCACGCCGACAGUCAGGUUCUGGAGCUGGAGUGGACCGUGGGCCCGAUUCCCAUCGACGACGACCUAGGCAAAGAGGUGAUCACUCGAUUGGACACGGACAUCAAGUCCUCAGGAAUAUUCUACACCGACUCCAAUGGGAGAGAAGUUUUACAGAGGAAGAAAGACUUCCGACCCACUUGGCACCUGAAGCAGUCAGAGCCCAUUGCUGGGAAUUACUACCCCAUCAACUCCCGAGCCUUCAUCAAGGAUGACGAAGACCAACUCACGGUGGUGACAGAUCGCUCUCAGGGCGGAGGCAGCAUCAAUAAUGGCUCUCUGGAGAUUAUGCUCCAUCGCCGGCUGCUGUACGACGACGUCCGCGGUGUGGCCGAGCCCCUCAACGAGACCUCCGACGUCUUCCCGGAUGGUCUGGUGGUCCGUGGCCGGCUGCUUCUGUCCCUGGACCGCCCAGCCAGUGCCGCUGACGCGCACCGUCCCCUGGCAGAGGAGAUGGUUCUGCAGCCCCUGCUGACCUUCACCGAGGGUGACCUGCACCCCAAUACUAGACUGGAGUUCUCAGGACUACAGACUGCGCUGCCCCCUGCUGUCCACCUCCUGACACUGAGCCAGUGGCACGACGAGGUGGUCCUGCUCAGGCUAGAGCAUCAGUUCCAGAGCUCGGAGAGCAAAACCAACUCUGAGCUGGUCACAAUCAACCUCCAGAAGCUGUUUUCCACCCUGGAGGUUGUGGGCGUGUCCGAACUCAACCUGUCAGCCAAUCAGUGGAAAGAAGAGAUGGAGCGUUUCCAUUGGACACCGCAGACUGGCGAAAAGCCACCAAAGAAAACAUCUAAAGACCCCUCCACAUGGGAGGUCACCUUGCAGCCGAUGGAAAUCCGAACGUUCCUGCUCAGAACAAACCUCAGAUAACCAAUCACACGCUCCGGAAAAGUCGCCUCCAUUUUGCCUUUGAUCAAUGUUGAGGAUGAAGAGGUGGCAGCCAUUCUCUAGCGACUCCUGAGCCUUGAAACUGGGAAAAACUCCACCACCACAAAACCUCCUGAGACAUUGGAAGAAAAGUGGGAUGAGCUACCUUUUUUUUAAUCUGAUGUGAUAAUUUUUUUUUAUAUUAAUUUUAUAGUGAUACAAAAAUGCAGUGGAGAAUAAAAGUCAAUCACUUACUUGUCCAACAUAUUCAACUUAAGCCUACAUGUCAGUGUUGAAAGCAAUGGGUUAGUUGCCGGCUAUACAGUAAACUCACUAGACACCAUUAGGAACACCUGCACAAUCAAAUGAGAACCAAACAUGCAACCUUUAUUCUUCCAAUGAAAUUAUAAUCAAACAAGGUUUAAAAAAAUAAUAAUAAUAACCACCAUUGUUAAAUCAAUACCUCUGUACGUGAAUGCAAACUGAGCAUUAUUUUAGUAAAGGCAGAAUCUUUCCAUUUUAUUGCAGAAUGGUACCUAAUGAAGUGUCCCAUGAGUGUACUGCAUUUCCAAAAAAUUACCACGAUAUGAAAUAAUUUCAAAUUAUAAAUCAGGCUUUAUUGGGCCAUUAAAAUAGCCCCCCCCCCGCCAAAAAAUAGCUUUAAAAAAAAAAUGCUUGUCUGAUUUUGAAACUCAGCUGACUUUCCCGCUCCUUUACAAUAACUUAACAAAAAACAAAAAAAAAGUCCAAGUCAUUCCAUUUUCUCCUCAGUGGUGUACUCGGGUUCGUGCGAGUACGAGCAUUUGUCGCCAUGUGUGCAAGUGCCCUGGAACAAAAGAGAAAUGUUCAAUAGCAACCUUGCUAAAAUUGGGUGUCAACCAAUAGAAUUAAAGGCUUAAAAGGGUCUGUUUAAAGGCACUAAACGUAGCCAUUAAAGCUAAAAGUCUUUGAUUGAGUGCCAAUAUUGAAGUAGACGCAGCAGUUAUUCACCUGUGCCUUUCACACAGAACUUCGUAAUAUGACCGCAACUGUGUGAAAGCCUUUUCACAAUGGCUGCAGCUAUCGAACAUUUUUAGAAUAGUGUAUUUGACCAAUUACCUGAGCGACUAAUCCAGUAACCAGAUGAAAAUUGAUUUUGCAUUAUUUAAAAACAUGCAUGUGAGGUGCAGCUAUUAAUUUUUUCCACUUCUACAUUGUAGUAUCUGUGACUUUGAAAUUGGUAGUAUCAUGUGGCUUUAAAAGGCGUUGCCUGGCCUGGUGAGUGACGUGUGCGUCAGCCCUCGUUGGCCCAGGUUAGCGGCGAGCUGCUAAAUGGCUAAACAAUACCCAGUCUCUGUUGACUGCCUAUGUGGAAGUUGUGGCCGAGCAGCUAGUAUAUGAAUGUACUGUAAUGUGCGUUUCAUUUGAUAAAUUAAAAGUGGCUGAGGCUAUAUUUAUUCAUACAAUACGUUCUAACUAGCGGUGGUAGGCUCCAUUAAAUUAGCUAACUAUGUUUACCUUGUGUCAGCAAUCGUAGCCAUGCUGUUGUGUGAGCCAGUUUUGCUUGGCAGUAGACACUUUAUUUUUUUGGUGUUAAAUAAUCCCAAACUUUCUCAAUUCUGUCUUUUACAUACUCUUUACUCUCGCCAAUUUAUUUCUACACAGAGUGGUGCUUGCGUUCGCAGUAACAUUAAUCCAUGUCGAAAAAUUAUCACUGCGAAGAUUUGAGGCAGAGCUUUUGCAUCAACCUUUUUUGUAUUCAAAUUAUUUGAUUAAUUUAUUCAGCCCUACUCUUCAUACAUCUAACAUGGAAUUCCGCAAACACAUUUCUGAUGCCAAGAAAAUGCUGUGUCAGAGGGGCCUUCAUAAAAGCACAAGGGUGUCAAACUCAUUGUAGCUGAGGGGCCACAUACUGCUUAAUUUGAUGUCAAGCACGUCGGAUUACAGCAUAUGAUGUAUCAUAGGAAUAAGGUUUUUCCCUUUGUAUUAAUGCAAAGCUACAAAAGUGCAUUGGGAAAAUAUUUGUCUCUUUUUUUGGGAUGAUUUAACAAAACAACCUCAGAUUUACUAAAACAAUUUUGCUUCAGUAUAACAUCUACAUGUGUACAUAACUGAUCACGGUGAUUGAAUUUAAAGGCACAAAACUACACAUAUAUGGAACUGGAAAAUAUAGUAUUGCACUUAAAAUUAAAUCAACUUACGAAGAUCUAGGAAUUACUGUCACUCCAUUUCCUACAUGGGCAUGUCAUGUCAAGUCAUUGUGUAAACAUCCCUCUUGUCUGGGUUCUCUUUGAAAGGCAAUCAAUUUUGUACACAGGAGAACCGACCUGUUUGAACUUUUUGCAGGGGAAGCUCUUGAGCUGAGUCGAGUCUGUGAUCUGGUUCUUGCGCUUGUUCUGGUUCUUCAUGCGUCUCUGCUGAAGGUUGUCGGCGAUACCGCCACUGAGGGGCGCAAAGAUGAAGAGGCAGAGGAUGAGGAAACGUAUUUCAAGGAUGAAGAACAAGUCUUAGACUGUGUCGGCAUUCAUUCAUUAACUCCCUAUUCGCUUAUUUUUUGGUGGGGAACCUAUCCUUCGUUAUUCGAUAAAAAAAUAAUCUAUUUCCUGUACUUGUGCUCAGGCUAAAACAAUAAAAGUAUGGCUUUGGUGCCAUCUUGUUGCCAAGCAACUAUAGUGGCGCCAUGACCUAAAAGUAUAAUUUGUUCCGUGACCAUGCUUGUAACUCUCAAAACUCUUGUAUCUCAAAGCCUCUUUUCAAAUUGAAAUGAAUGGAAAUGCCAAUGAUCUGCUCCAGUCCCGUUCCCUUAUGCUCCUUCAGUCAAACAGACACAAACGAAGCAGAGUUUCACAACUGAGUGACAAGUUAUUUUGUGUUGAAAUGAGUUGAGGAGCUUAAUUUAGAAAGUAAUGCUUUGUGCAAUCUUGUGGCAAUUACUUGCAGAUUUUUGCUAUUCACGGAAGGGUUCAGUCCUGACUGUAUAGGUAUAAAGCUCACUCAUCAGUGAUAUUAAAUUUUUUUUAUUAGAACACCACUGAAGUAUCAAUCACGCCAGUGCUGUCGUAUAAUUAGAGUACUGGAUCAAUGUUAGCUGGUGGACCUGCUGUAAUGUCAAACAAAAAAAUAAAUUACAAUAACCAGUGGUGGUUCUAGAACAGGUACAGUGUUACAGGGGCACUGCCCCCACUAAUGCCCACCCCUAAAACCACCACUGGCAAUAACAUUGUUUUGAGCUGAGUGUAUUUUACAAAAUUCAUACAAACGAAGCACUUUGUCUAUCCCUGUUGUGAUGUGUUCCUCUAUUUACAGUAUAAUUAAAGGCAUUUUUACGUCUCAA